UAUAUGCCGAUCGCCUAUAAAAACUCGCUUACCGCGCGUAGGCUCGUCCGCUUCGAGCACCAAAACCCUAGACAACUAGCAGCGAAAAAGCCGUCCCCUAUCUAAGGUUAGGGUUUCGUGAGGAGCAAGCGUUCGGCGGCGAUGACUUUCAAGCGUAGGAAUGGAGGCCGCAACAAGCAUGGCCGCGGCCAUGUCAACUUCAUCCGCUGCUCGAACUGCGGCAAAUGCUGCCCCAAGGAUAAGGCUAUCAAGAGGUUUCUUGUGAGGAAUAUUGUGGAGCAGGCUGCAGUGAGAGACGUGCAAGAGGCUUGUGUUUAUGAUGGAUACACUCUUCCGAAGCUUUAUGCUAAGAUGCAGUACUGCGUCUCCUGUGCCAUCCAUUCUCAUGUAGUCAGAGUUCGCUCUCGCGAGGCCAGGAGGAACCGCGAGCCUCCGCAGCGCUUCAGACGCAGGGAUGAUAUGGCGAGGCCUGGGCAAGGCCCACGUCCUGCUGGAGCUGCUAAUUUGGGACGCCCAUGAUGCUUCUAAGUGCAUGGCUAUCCCAAGAGUGUUUCUCUUUAGUCGAUUCCUGCGGGCAAUCCUGAACUGUCUUCUUGACUAGCAAGUUAAUAAAAAAUUUUGAACUUAAUGUAAAGAAGUUAGUUCAAUUUUGAUGUUUAUGUGAUUCAGUUUUUUUUUUGAUUGUACCUGAUCAGAUGUUUCUUCCUUAUUUGUGGCUUAUUUCGAUUCUUGAUCUUUAAAGACUUGAGCCACAUCCAUUUCUCAUUAAUAACAGUAGGACCGGAUCUGCCUGAA
Phoenix dactylifera (date palm) is the source of this 795-nucleotide messenger RNA. The record is from RefSeq and is a predicted model, not a curated record. Lineage: Eukaryota; Viridiplantae; Streptophyta; Magnoliopsida; Arecales; Arecaceae.